Messenger RNA from Triplophysa rosa, 1295 nucleotides. It is a transcript of the gene cldn15lb, whose product is annotated as claudin 15-like b. The transcript is spliced from 5 exons. Gene Ontology annotation, cellular component: plasma membrane; bicellular tight junction. Bases 85 to 753 code for a protein of 222 amino acids. The record is from RefSeq and is a predicted model, not a curated record. Gene Ontology annotation, molecular function: structural molecule activity. NCBI's taxonomy places the organism in Eukaryota, Metazoa, Chordata, Actinopteri, Cypriniformes, Nemacheilidae. Gene Ontology annotation, biological process: bicellular tight junction assembly; cell adhesion.
CACACACCCUGGUCAUUUUGUGUCUUCUGAACACCCGUGGACCUGUUUUUGUGACUGUGUGUGUUGUGGGUUUAGUUGUCGAUCAUGUCGAGUGGGGUUGAGCUGGUGGGGUUUUUGAUGUGUGUGGGAGGCUGGCUGCUCACAGCCGUGUCGCUGGCGAACGAUUAUUGGCGUUUGUCGUCUGUCUCGGGCAGCGUGAUCAUAUCUGUGCGGCAGUAUCAGAACCUGUGGCAGUCAUGUGCCGAGGGCAGCACUGGGGUCUCCAACUGCAGGACGUUUCAGUCUUUACUGGCACUGGAUGGAUACAUUCAGGCGUGUCGGGCUCUGAUGAUAGUCGCUCUCAUUCUGGGUUUGUUGUCCAUCGUUCUCGCUUUACUGGGACUGAAGUGCACUAAACUUGGCAGCACGUCUGAGAGCACUAAAGGCAAAAUGGCUCUUACAGCAGGAGUGCUGUUUAUCCUCUCCGGUGUGUGUGUUCUCGUGGCAGUAUCGUGGUACGCAGCUCGUGUCGUUCAGGAAUUUAAUGAUCCUUUUUAUGGAGGCACAAAGUUUGAGCUGGGCACUGGGCUGUAUCUGGGCUGGGCGGCAGCAGCGCUGGUGAUGUUGGGUGGUGGAUUUCUCUGUACCUCCUGUAAGUCGAAUCCAGCACCUGCACAAACACGGGGUUAUAGUUAUAACUACACAUCACAGCCUCAGAAGAUCUACAGAACCGAAGCGCCAUCAGAUUACAGCAGUUCCAAAGCUUACGUCUAACUGUGUCUUUUAUUCUUUUUUCAUAUUUUUGUGUUAUUACAGGCCAAGCAUUGAAGGGUUUUAUCUGUUUGUUUAUUAUUUUGCAUUAUCAUGGGGCUUUUACAUGGGGAUGUGAUAUAGUUAAGAUGUGCAUGAGAUGAUCAAACGGAUCAUCUUGAAUCCAAUCUUAACAAAAAUCACCGUUCAGAUUUUUGUGUUCUCCAAAGGUCUAGAUCAGGUUGUAUCUCAGAAACACUUAUGACACUUCAUGAAUACGAACACCUAUAGUCAAAAAUAAAUUGUUGAAGUUAAUAGUAAAUAGUUUUUCUCCCACUUGUUUCUGUAACCAAACAAAUCUGCUCAGCUUGUAAUAUGUGUGCCAUUGGAGUGUAUUUUGGGCAUGUUGUUUAAUACUUGCAUCUAAACCAGAGCAUGUCAAAUUUGUAUGAAUUGUCUUAGUAUGUUAUAUAAAUGUUACAUUGACACUUGUUUUUGAAUCUUGAGUUUUAAGAGUCUUGUCCAUUUGUAGAAAUUAAAUGAAGUCAUUUAUAUGUGCUGUUUAA